AUGUCCAAGUCACGAAUGCCCCUAUACCUCGGCAUCGCUGCCGUCGGUGGAGCAGGUUACUAUCUCUACGGAGCCGGCGGCAACCCCAAAGCCGCUGAGAGCAAGUUUGAAAGCGACGUCAACAAAGCCAGCGGCAAGCUCAAGGCCAAGCUCCCCGGCGAGACUCCCGACGCCGAAAAGAACCUCAAAGGCUACGGCCAAGAAACCGGCGCCAAGAUUGACAAGGCGAUCGCCGACGCCGAUAAAGAAGCAAGCAAGCUUAAGAAGGACGCCGAAGCGUAUGCCAAGGACGCGAAGAGCGAAGCUCUGAAAGCCGUCGACAAGUUUGACCAAAAGGUGGAAGAAGGCGCUGCUAAAGCCAAAAGCGGCAUCUCUGGCUGGUUUGGGGGGAGCAGCAAGUAA
This is a messenger RNA of Trichoderma virens Gv29-8, 402 nucleotides long. RefSeq lists its product as uncharacterized. The transcript is spliced from 3 exons. The record is from RefSeq and is a predicted model, not a curated record. Bases 1 to 402 code for a protein of 133 amino acids. Lineage: Eukaryota; Fungi; Ascomycota; Sordariomycetes; Hypocreales; Hypocreaceae.